AUGCGAAAAACUAGUUGGCUGCAAACAGGCGAGGUUAAUCCAGGUAGUAAUAUGCUUAUUGUUGCUAUUCUUCGCAGCUUUGGCAAGAUCUUUGAUAAACAAGCAAAAUAUGAUGAAGCACUUAUCUUUCAUCAACAAGCACUGACAAUGCUCGAAGAAUAUUAUCAAUCUCCUCAUAUUGAUAUCGCUGUUAGCCUUAAGUACAUUGGUAGCAUUCUUAUUCAUCAAAAAAAUUACGAUAAAGCUCUAGAUUUCUGUCAACGAGCGAUAUCAAUCUAUACAAGAUAUUAUCCAAAUGGUCAUGUAUACAUCGCUUCCACCCUCAACUACAUCGGUUAUAUUCUCUGUUUCAAAGGCAACUAUGAUGAAGCUCUGAAGAUGUAUGAACGAGCAUUAUCAAUGCAGCAAAAGUAUUAUCCAUCUGGUCAUGUUGAUAUUGCCUUUAGUCUCAAUGAAAUAGGACAUGUUCACUAUGCUCAAGGAAAAUAUAAUGAAGCUCUAUCAUAUUAUGAACAAGUUCUAGAAAUUCUUCAGAAAUAUUGUUUUUCAGGUCAUGACAAUAUUAUUUGUACUCUAAACAACAUUGGAUAUAUAAAAAAGAAAGAAGGAAAGUAUGAUGAAGCUCUUGAUUUUCAUCAACAAGCAUUGACAAUGCAAGAGAAAUUUUAUCCAUCUUAUUAUGCAAACAUUGCUAACACACUCAAUUACAUCUCUAAUGUACUACAUUGUCAAGCAAAAUAUGAUGAAGCUCUAUACUAUUGCCAACGAGCACUAACGAUGCAAGAGAGCUAUUAUUCUUCAGGUAAUGUCUCAACGGCUUCAAGCCUCAACAAUAUUGGCAACAUCCUAUGUGAUCAAGGAAAGUACAAUGAAGCUGUUGAUUUUCUUCGACAAGCACUAUCAACUGUAGAAAAACAUAGUUCACAUGAUCAUUUUUCCAUUACCUUUUAUAUGAACAACAUUGGGAUUAUAUUAUGCAAGCAAGAAAAAUAUCAUGAAGCUCUUGAUUAUCAUCGACGAACACUCGAUAUGCAAGAAAAAUAUUGUCCACCAUGUGAGCGUGAGAUUACCAACACUCUCAAUUACAUUGGUAAUGUUCUCAUUGGACAAGAAAAAUAUGAUGAAACCUUGAAGUUUUAUCAACAUGCACUCGAAAUGCAAGAAAAGUGUUAUCCAAAUGGUCAUGUGAAUAUUGCGAUAACCUUCAUUAAUAUUGGCACAACAUUUCGUAAACAACAAAAAUUUGAUCAAGCAAUUGAAUAUCAUCAAAAAGCAUUAAAAAUUCAGGAGAAAUAUUAUCCAUCAGAUAGUGUCAUCAUAGCUGAUACUAUCAAUUGUAUCGGUCAUGUUUUAUAUGAUGAAAGAAAGUAUGAUGAAGCAAUUGACUAUUAUCGACGAGCACUUUCAAUGCAAGAGAACUUCUAUCCUGAUAGUCACAUCAAAACUUCUCAUACUCUCAGCUUUAUUGGUAACACGCUAUAUAAACAAAGUAAGUAUGAUGAAGCUCUUCAGUUUUAUGAAAAAGCCUUGGCUAUUCAAGAAAAACAUCAUGCAUUUCGUCAUGUCGACAUUGCUAAUAACUUGAAUUGCAUUGGUAAUGUUCUAUAUAGCCAAGAGAAAUAUGAUGAAGCUAUUGAUUUCUAUCAAAGAUCAUUAGUUAUUCGAGAGAAAUUCCAUCUAUUUGGUUAUACUGGUAUUGCUACCGUUCUUAGUAAUAUUGGGAAAGCUCUGCAUUGGCAAAGAAAGUAUGAUGAAGCUCUUGACUUCAAUCAACGAGCACUAACAGUUCGAGAGAACUAUGAUGCAACUAAUCAUGUUGGUAUUGUUGAUAAUCUGAUAAAUAUUGCCAAUGUUCUAAGAGACCAGGGAAAGUACAAUGAAGCUAUCGAGUUUCAACAACGAGCAUUGAUGAUACGAGAACAAUAUUAUCCUUCUGAUCAUGUAAACAUUGCUAAUAGUUUGAAUAACAUCGCUACUAUUCUGAAAAAACAAAGAAAAUAUGAUGAAGCUGUUGAAUUCUAUCAAAGAGUGCUGAGAAUCUACGAAAAAUGCUGUCCAUCGAAUCCUGUUGACAUUACUAAUGGUCUUAUCAAUAUUGCUGAUGUUCUGAGCAAACAAGAAAAAUACAAAGAAGCCAUUGAAUUUCAACAGAGAGCAUUAACAAUUCGAGAAGAAAAGUAUUCCUUUGAUCAUGAAAAAAUUGCGGAUAGCUUGAAUCGCAUCGGUGACAUUCGAAUUAAUCAAAGAGAAUACAAUCUAGCACUCGACUGUUAUCAACGAGCCUUAAGAAUUCUCGAAAACUGUUAUCCAUCUGGUCAUGUUGAUAUUGCUGAGAAUCUGCAAUAUAUCGGUAUGACCCUAAUUAUGCAAGGAAAGUAUGAUGAAGCCUCCGAUUUCUGCCAACGAGCACUGACGAUUUAUAAACAAUAUUAUCCAUCCGGUCAUACAAAUCUUGCUACGUGUCUAAAUUCCAUUGGUAAUAUAUUUGGUAUCCAAGAAAAAUAUGAUGAAGCUCUCGAUUUUUAUUAUCAAGCACUGGCAUUUUACAAGAAGGAUUCAUCCAAUCAUUCGAAUACCACUACUUAUCUGAACAAUAUAGCUGAAGUUUUCAAAAGACAAAGAAAAUAUGAUAAGGUUCUCGACUUUCAACAACAAGCAUUGACUGUUCUCAAAAGUAACUUGCCUAAUGAUCAGUUCAAAAUUGCUAGCAAUCUCAAGAAUAUCGGUGGUACUCUUUUUAAGCAAACAAAAUAUCAUGAAUCUCUCGACUUUUAUCAACAAGCAUUAAUCAUAUUCAAAGAAUAUUAUUCCCAUGAUCAUGUUGAAAUUGCUGAUUGCCUAUAUUGGAUUGCUGCUAAUUUCAAUAGAAAUUCUCAAUUCGAUCUAGCUAUUGAAUAUUUGGAAAGAUGUUUAUUAAUUAAAGAGGCCAAUCUACCUUCAAGAAGUCUCUCCAUCGCUAACGUACUUAAUUGUUUGUCACAAGUACAAAGAACGAGAGGACAGCAUGAACUCUCUCUUAUAUAUGAACAAAAUUAUUUGUUAAUGCGUCUCGAAGCUCUAUCACCAGAUCAUGAAGACAUUGGUCAUAGUUUAUCAAACAUAGGUGAGAUUUACGAAAAACUUCAUAAAUCUAUGUUGGCACUUGAUUACUAUCAACAAGCAUUAGAUAUCUACAGGAAAUGUCUGUCUCCAUGGCAUGAUGAUCGAUGGAAGGUGGAAUUGAGCAUUGAACGACUUUCAGAAGAACUUGGAAUAGAACUCGAUUGGUCAGAUUGA
Messenger RNA from Rotaria sordida, 3276 nucleotides. Lineage: Eukaryota; Metazoa; Rotifera; Eurotatoria; Philodinida; Philodinidae. The record is from the annotation of a GenBank genome assembly.